ACUAGAUCCCACUGUCCUCCCAGAACUGGGGACAGAACCCAGGAGUCCCAAUUCCCAGCUCCCCAGCCCCAUCUCUGGGUGUUGGGUGCUGGCUGGGCCCAUGGCCUGGUCUGUUCUCCCCCUGCAGGAGCCCCUCCAGCAGUGGGGUGAAGAGGUGGAAGACGGGGCCAUCUACAGCAUCACCCUGCAGCGGGUGAGGGCAGAGCCUGCAGCCAAUGGGGGACCCUGCCCGCUGGCCGGAGUUGGCCCCCCCUGCCCCUUCGUGCAGUACCGCACCUGCAGGCUGCGCCGGCUGCGUGCCGGGACCCUGCCCCAGCUGGUGAGAGGCCUGGUCGUGGCCAGUGCAGAGAGUGACCCUGGCUACCUCCCCAGCUUCCUGGCCACCUACCGCGCCUUCGCCACCCCCGGCCGCGUGCUGGAGCUGCUGCUGCCGCUGGGCCCUGACAGGGCUGUGCUGCAGGUGCUGGAGCUCUGGCUGCAUGAUCACCCCGAGGAUUUCCGGGAGCCCCCCCAGCACCCCAGCCUGCGCCAGCUCCAUGGCUACCUGCGCCAGGCAGCCCCGGGCUCGGAGGGGUGUGCGCGGGCCGAAGGGCUACUGCAGAGCUUUCAGGAGGAGCCGGGAGAUGAACAGGCGGAGCCUGAGAGCUGUGAAUCCCCUGGGGAUGGUCUGCUGGUGUUGGGGGGCGAGGGGGGGCCAGAGGGCUGCGGGGAGUCCCCCGAUCUCCUGUCGUUCAGUGUGGAGGAAGUGGCCGAGCAGCUGACGCUAAUGGACAUAGAGCUGUUCAUGCAGGUGCGGCCCUUCCACUGCCUGGGCUGCAUCUGGUCGCAGCGGGACCGCAAGGUGGGCGAGGGGGCAGCGCCCAGCGUCCGCGCCACCGUGGCCCAGUUCAACGCCAUCACCAGCUGCGUCGUCGCCUCGGUGCUGGGUGAUGUGCAGCUCCGUGCGCCGCAGAGAGCCCGGCUGCUGGAGAAGUGGGUCGCAAUCGCCCAGCACUGCUGCGUUCUGCGUAACUUCUCCUCCCUGCGAGCCGUGAUCUCCGCCCUGCAGUCCAGCCCCGUGCACAGGCUCAAGAGGACCUGGGCUGCCGUCAGCCGGGACACCAUGGGCGUCUUCUGGAAGCUCUCGCAGAUCUUCGACGACAAGAACCACCUGAGCUGCCGGGAAAUCCUGCUGCAGGGAGAUGCUGCCCAGGGCGUCCCCGAGGGAACCCCCAGCCCCCGCGUCGCCCGCAAAGCGACUCAGAAACUGAAUCCCCCGGAGAAGCCAGCGGCGCCCCCCCCAGGCACUGUCCCGUACCUUGGCACCUUCUUGACGGAUCUGGUGAUGCUGGACACGGCGCUGCCGGAUUUCCUGGAGGGUGGGCUCAUCAACUUUGAAAAGAGGCGGAAGGAGGCGGAGAUCCUGCUGCGGAUCCAGCAGCUGCAGACGUCGUGCCGGGGCUACGCCCUGCACCCCAACCCCCCCGUGCUGGCCGCCUUCCAGCGCCACGGCCGGCUCUCCGAGGAGCAGAGCUACCGGGUCUCGCAGCUCAUUGAGCCCCCAGCCGACUCCUGCCCCAACUCACCCCGUGUCAAACGCAGCCUCAGCAAACGCUUCAGCUCGCUCCUGCUGGGGGCCGAGGCCCUGCCCCCCCGUCUGCCCUCUGCGAAGGGCAGCAUCUCGCCCUCGGGCACCAGCAGCAGUUGCGAAGCUGAUGAGGGGCCCAGUGCCCCCUGCUCCCUGGAGAUGGGGGGGCCCCUUGGCAAGAGCCUGCUGGAGCUGCCGGUGAGCACCUGCCCCCCCGAGGAGCCGCCCUCCCCCCUUGCCCGCCGCCCCUGCUCGCCCCUGUACAACCAGCAGGGGGCGGACUCGUGCAUCGUGCGGGUCAGCAUGGACAACGCCCACGGCAACCUCUACAAGAGCAUCCUGUUGACCAGCCAGGACAAGACCCCAGCCGUGGUGCUGCGCGCCCUCCAGAAACACGGCCUGGACGGGACCCCGCCCGGAGCCUUCCAGCUCCUGCAGCUGCUGGGGGGCGGCAGAGAGCUGCUGAUCCCUGACGGGGCCAACGCCUUCUAUGCCAUGAAUCCAGCUGCCAACUUCGACUUUGUCCUGCGCCGGAAGGGCCCCCCCAGCCCCCGCCUGCCCCGACCCACCCCUGCCCACAAAGCCCCCACUCCCCUACCCCCCAGCCCAGCCCUAACCAUGGAGCCCUCACUCCCCUCCCUCCCAGGGCCCUUUUUGCCGCCAGCACCCCACAGCCCGGGCACCCCCCCAUGGUCCCCCCUCUCCUCCCUCCCAGCCCCUAGCACCUCCCCCUGGCAGCCUCCCCCAGCCCUUCCCCCCUGAUCUACACCCCAGAUCCCCCUGCUUCAUUCCCCAGCCCCCGCUCCCCCGCUGCAUGUCUAGCUCCUCCCUGCACACCCUGUUGGCCCCUCCCCAAGUCGCCCUGGGGAUCUACACCCCCCCUGCCAUCGGCAAAACAAGCCUCAGCUGGGCUCCCCCAAUUCCCAUCCCCCCAGCCUGCCCCCUGUCCCACCCUGCAGCCAGGAGUGCCGAGCGUGCCAUGGGGCACCGGAGACGCCAGGAUCGGCUGUGCUGGGGGCUGCCCUGCUCCCGGGAAGAGGGGUUUGGGGGGCAGGCGAUCAUGGAGGCCUGGAUGGGGCCAACACUCCUGGGAGAGGUCCCCGCUGAGGAGUGGGGUCUGUGCUUGGGGUUCCCCCCUCGCUGCUCCCCAGCAAUCAGCCGAGGGGUGGGGCUCUGAAUCCUGGGUUUUCCAAUAAACCCCCCUGAGCAGAG
Messenger RNA from Gopherus evgoodei (Goodes thornscrub tortoise), 2779 nucleotides. It is a transcript of the gene RGL3, whose product is annotated as ral guanine nucleotide dissociation stimulator like 3. NCBI's taxonomy places the organism in Eukaryota, Metazoa, Chordata, Testudines, Testudinidae. Gene Ontology annotation, biological process: positive regulation of GTPase activity; Ras protein signal transduction. The coding region runs from base 101 to 2329 and encodes 742 amino acids. Gene Ontology annotation, cellular component: plasma membrane. The record is from RefSeq and is a predicted model, not a curated record. The transcript is spliced from 16 exons. Gene Ontology annotation, molecular function: guanyl-nucleotide exchange factor activity.